Entamoeba invadens IP1 is the source of this 1551-nucleotide messenger RNA. RefSeq lists its product as hypothetical. Gene Ontology annotation, biological process: ubiquitin-dependent protein catabolic process. Lineage: Eukaryota; Evosea; Mastigamoebida; Endamoebidae. Gene Ontology annotation, molecular function: phosphatase binding. Gene Ontology annotation, cellular component: Cul4A-RING E3 ubiquitin ligase complex. The record is from RefSeq and is a predicted model, not a curated record. The transcript is spliced from 2 exons. Bases 1 to 1551 code for a protein of 516 amino acids.
AUGUACGCGUUGUGUAAAGAGAUGUUAAGUGACGAUUCACACGCAUCAGACUUCUUGAAGUGUAAAGCAGAGAUUCUUUCGAUCUUUCUCUUUUACAUCCAACUCCAAUUUUUUAAUACCACUCUCUGCACUUUCGAGUUAACGACACACACGAUAGCUUUGUUAAAGUACCACGAGACAUUCCAGAUGUCAUGCAUCACGUCUUUCAAUUUACUGAACACUAUGGAGGAUUACGCUUUGGACAACUACAUGGACAUUUCAAACACGUUAAAGAGUCUCUCUAUAUUCGAUAUAGGAAGAGUCGAACCUACACUAUAUAACAUGUUGUGCCAGAACGAUGAAGUGACAAAAAAGAAUGCGGAGUUUCUUUUAAAUUGUGGUGUACUUACCAAGGUAGUAAGAUUAUUCACAAUGAGUAACACACUUCAAACAACAACAAAUCUCUUUCAACGACUUACAAUUGUGCCUGAACGCUCAGCCAUUGAGUCAACAGAAGUAUUAGCGAAUUAUUACUUUGAGCACUAUCCAAAAGUUCAAUUUGAAAUCACCGAUUUUAAUUCUGUGUGUAUGUCGCAGAUGAAGAUAUUGUUUUUCAUUGUGUACUCAUUUGUAACGCACACAGAAAGGGCAACUGAUGUGUUAGUUCAAGAUAAUUUUGAUCAGGUUCUUUCUAACAUUUACGACAAAUUUGACUACACGGAAAUGCAGAGCAAUGAGAAUACAAAUGCUUCACCAGCAAAUUCACUCUUUGAGUUCUUCAACGAAUUUAUACAAGGGGUCUUCAAAAGUGGUUCCAAACUCUUGUUUUCUGAAGACGAGAAGAAUGGUGUUUUCGAUAAGAAAAAGGGAGUUUUGGCUUUGAUAGUGAGAGACCUUGUGAUGGACGAUAUACCACAAAAUUAUCGAGAUGUGCUUCUUGGAACAGUGGAAUCAUCAUGUCGGAGAAUUAGUGUCAGUUUAGAGAAGUAUAUUGGGAUUGAUCUCGGGUUUCUAAGGUAUUUGGUUGAGUUCAUCAAGCAUGAAACCGUCAGUUCAAACUUAAUUCACGCAUAUGAUUGCAUUGGUGCUCUUAUUAAAAACAAUAUGGAUGGGCUUGUAGAGAUUAUGAAGUACUGUGAAAUAUCAAAUGUCUUGGAUUGUGCUGUGCAAAAUCCGUUCUGCUCGAGUGUGUUGUUGCGAACACUAAUUAUGUUAGAGAAUAAACCCAUGGGGGUUGAAAACUGGUUUUCUGAGAACACACAUCUUAUACUUUUCAACGUAAUAAAGUAUUUUGAAAAGAACGAAAUUUCAUACUCAAAUUUAUGUUGUUUAAACACUGGGAUGAUCGGGUUAAUAAGAUAUAAAGACAAAAUCCCAGAUAUCUUGCAGAAGAUGAAGAAUGUUCAGAAGGGUGAAAGUUGUAAUGAGGGUUUACUAGGACUAGUGAAUAAAUGGGAGAAAUACUACGAACCAAGACCAUUGUGUUUAAAGGAACUUGUCAGUGUUACAAAAAUCGAGAAGAAGGUGUGGGUUGAUAUCGUCAAAGAGAUUGCUGAAGUCUGCAAAGAGUAA